Rhagoletis zephyria (snowberry fruit fly) is the source of this 1573-nucleotide messenger RNA. RefSeq lists its product as uncharacterized. The record is from RefSeq and is a predicted model, not a curated record. Lineage: Eukaryota; Metazoa; Arthropoda; Insecta; Diptera; Tephritidae.
GACCUCCAAAUAUUUUUUUGAUUUCAAAAUAAAAAAGAGGGGUGAUUUUUUUCGGUAUCGACCAAUUCUAGGGGGUAAGAGCAUUACAAUUGCGACUUUACUGUUGUUGGACCACCCUAAUGUGCAUACCUAUGUAUGUGCAUAUAACUCAUACAGAAAUAUAGCUAGCACAUAUUGCAAGCCGGCAGCUGUAGCACACUCAAAACACACAGACAUGCAAGUAUGUAGCAACAAAUUGGCAUGCACAGGAUUUGGACGCCAGCAGAACUCCAUAAGCAAGUGCUCAGCGCUGGGCUCGGCUGCUUUAUACAUAUAUCCUACCAUUUAUUCGUUGCAAACUUUUCACAUACCCAUUAGAGUGCGCAUCACCUCCUUCAUAACUGAGCCACCCGUCACCAGCACCAGCACCAGCAACAGCAACAGCAAUCUGAACAAAUUUAGCGCCCAUAAAUGAUGCCCGAAAUAGAUCGCGACGCUGUUGCGGAAAUGGUUAGUGGAGCGCAUGCGCCUAUCUUCAGCACCGCCGCACUACUCGCCAAGGAGCAGCAAAAAUUCAAACAACACUCCCGCUUACAGGCCUCACUGGCCGAGCAAGAGCACCUCAAUAUGGCCGCGGCAAGCUCGUAUGUGUAUCAGAGCCCUUUGACGAUACCACCGCAUGGCCAUCCGCAGUACAACAACUUCAGCUUGAACAACAACAAUAUUGCCGCUUUGAAUCACAAUAUGGCGGCGCAGCAUUUGGUACCUAGUCACGCAUGUAUUAGUCCUAGUGGUAAAGAGAAGCUUGCUAAUCUGCUUAAGGUGCGCGACCCCGAGCAACGCUUGGCGGGCAAUUUCCUACAGAAGACACUCGAAUCUACGCCACGCCCAUCGCCAACAAGCUGUUACACCAACGGCAAUGGUAGUAGUAUGGCACAUAUGGAGACGGCCUGUUUGUCAGCACCACCGCUACAUACACCGCUCUCACCACCUCCGCCACCACCGCCGCGCGCCAAGACACCACAUCCACGGCGUUUGGAACCCGCUACUAUGCCACCUUCAAUUAAAUCAACCAAAAUCCAUAUACAAAGUGAUCUCGAACUUAAGGCUGCUGCCAGUAAUGCCGCCGAAAGCUGGCAUCCGCAUGUAUAUGCGCGUCCACCUAUGCGGCCCACUCCUCAUGCCAUUGCGGACAUUCUAGGAUGGCGCGCCGUCUUUUCGCCGAUUCAACAGCAUAGUUUGAGCGCCAACAACUGUGGCACAAAUGCAGUUCAUCGCGAAGCAAUGGAUGAGUCAUCUAAUUCUUCGUCCAAUGCCGCUAUAACGCUGCCUCCAGUACCUGCAAAAUCGCCCAAAAGUAUACUACGCAACUUUCAGCAACAGUUUGCGCAACAACCGCAAUCGCCGCAACGUGAACCCGGCCACUUGUGCAGCACAUCGGUGAGUGAGACGAGCGAAGAUGAUGCCAAUGGUGGCAUAAUGGAUCAGCCACUGGAUCUUUGCGUGCCAAAGAAGGCACGUGAUUCGCACUCACCACCACCGCAUGUGGAGCAGACGCAAAUACUGACAAAGGGAGCUGGCAGCAGGAAGAAAG